CAAAAAUUUCUACUUCUAGAACAGCAUCGUUUUCAUCUUAUGGCUCGUCUUUCAGUGGCGCUUCAAAACCUUCGAAGUCGAAGAAUAAAGGUAUCUAUAAUAAUAAAAUAAAUUAUGUUCUAUAAAUCUAGAAUGGUUGUGCAGGAUCCAUAACCUAACCUAACCUAACCUAACCAUAAAACAAGUAUUGCAGCCUUUGCUCUAGUACUUACAACUCGGAGAGUACUCUCUGACUCGUCGGUCAACAGAGAUGCAGGGGAAGGCCCUAAGAGCCAACAGAGACUGGAGGAAACGAGCUCGAACUCUAAUUUUCGUCAUCGACUUCCUGCAAAGCAGGGAUCACUGUAGAAUACCUAUGCGAAGAAGAGGAAAGACAAAGGAGGAGAGACAGACAAUAUUGGUUUCAAGACGAGGACAAAAUGAAGAAGAUGACUUGUUCUGAGAAUAUUAAUAGAAGACGCGGCAAGAAUUAUGGAGGAGAGCAAGAAGGAGUUGUAAACGAGCAAGAAGAUGAAAACGACCCAGCUUGUUCCUCCAGUACUAGAGCAAAGGCGGGUAAAACAACUAGUUGUACUUUCGGCGACCCAGGAGCUUCCUCCAGUACGAGAGCAAGAGCAGUGACAACUAGUGCUGUCACUUUCGGCAAGACGAAUACCGUGGUCACAUCAAGGAGUAGACCCAGUAGUGCGACCCCCGCAGCUGUGAAGAGGGCUAGGACAACGCGCUCUGCGGGUAAUGCAACAGGUUCAUCAGGUUCUGUCGGCAAGAGUGUGUCGAUGAUGUCUACUUCUUCACCACGGGCGGGAGGCAGAAAUAGUACUUCUACAACCUCUUCUGCUGGUCGUCGAGCAAGGAAUCCUGUACUACUUACUGGAGAUGACGUUGAUGAACGUUGUGACUAUGGUAUGAGUGAUGGUGACCAAGAAGAUCAACUUGCUCAACCACGUAGGACUUCAGUGGGUAACAAGGGGAGUAUCAUUAUGGUGACCACCACCGGUUUCAAAAAACAAAUUCGAAGUUUUGGUGGUGCUGGAGCUGGUGGUGUGACGACUUCACUCAAAAAGAACAACAACUAUCGCGAGCCCAAAGUAGAAGACCUAGUAGGACCGGAGUACUUUUCCGGUUCAUUUCUUCUAUCGGCAGAAAAGCGUUGUCUUUAUGGAUGUAGUUUUUUUUCCAUUUGUCAGAACAUUAUUUAGGCUGCCGCCCCUUCAUAUCCCUCGUCCUUUGAUGAAAGUGGGGAGGACGAGCCACUUCUGAUUCUAUGCUCAGCCUAAAAAAGAUGGAAAAACUACAUGAUCAUCCAUAGUCUUGUCAAGCGGGAAGGACUACGGGCAACUUUGCCUAAGCACUUCGUGGACCGAACACAACUGACAUUGAGCGAUCUUCUCUCAGAUUUGUUCUGUGCACUGGACCUAUCCGAUUUCGAUCGUGGGGAAGUUUUAGACCUCCUCAUCAAAUUCGAUGAACGCCGAUUACAACAGCAACAAAAUUUAAGCUUAAGCUUAUCACGUACACGUUAUCUUGUCAGUCGUGCAUGUUAUAAUGUUAUACUACUCUUUUUGGAAGAUGAACAAUCCUCGUGUGUGAUUGUUGGCUAGUAGAUUUUUUUUGGCAAACGCAAAGAGUAGCUGCAGUAGCUAAGAAAUAUGCAUGAUGAUCUAAAAGCAGGUGCGAUCAUUUUCAGAGUAGAGUCUUCAUAUGCAUUAUAGCCUCUAGUGCUUCGUCUAAAAAAUCCAGUCACAUCUCCUUUCGGUUACGGGCGCUUCGUGCUCUUCCUAUUGAUGCGAUUGGACGUCAGCUCGAACUUUCGGCAUCAUGAACAGCGAACGCCACUGCGGACGCAUAUGCUGAAACUGUUGUUGCAACUAUUACGUGGGAAUUCUCGUGGCAGGGUUCUUUUUCAUUUUUAAGGCUGCCGCUAAAGCAUCUUCUUCCCUAGUAGCGUCAUCGAUCCUGUCUUGUUGGAUCUUUUUUUAACUUGAAAAAGGAUUCGCCGCCAAGGAUCAUGCUCUCAAGGAAGUAAGGUGCAGCGAACUCGGGAUUAUAGGAGCUCAACAUCUAACAUUUGGGUGAAGGGACAAGAGUGUUGUGUACGCUGAUUAAAGGGAACGGCUUUGGUUUCGCAAGUGUCCCAGAGAUGGAUGAGCGUGACGACAUGGACAGAGCAGAAGAGGAUGACCUGUACAAAACGUACAAAACGUUGUACCCCUCACAGCUGCCCCAGGGAUGCUGGUCCUACACACAAAACUUCGACUAUACUCACUAUUAUGAUUGAACAAGGGUUUAUUGGAUUUGGACGGUCAUGUCCGCCAGUUUCGGGCUACCGCGCAUCGCCACUUGAUUGAUUGAUUAAUUGUACUUAAGUAAAUCAUCUAUUCAUCUAGUUAGCGUUAGGGUUCUACAACUGGAACUAUUACAACUAUUUUUAUGUUGAGCGAGUGUGUGUAAAAAACGCAAGUGGACGACGAGAAGAAAGUAUUGACUGGAACAGAAUAUACUUUGUGGAGCCAACGGUUGCCGUCGUGCUUAAUCGUUUGCGUAGUUGUGUUGCCUGGCCACUGUGCCUCAGGCUUCCCCCGGGGUAAUUGAAUGGAACUACUGCGGGAAAUUAUAGACCCAGGCACCAAAAAAAAAAGACAUUAGUGCGAGCACUUACCGAGUGAGUGAGUGGCUAUUUAUUUGCAGCUCUAAUCCCCUUACACAGCGGAUUUUCUGGAUGACAAGUUUUACGGUAGUCGAGACCGGAUGUUGAGUACUGCUGUGCUGGAGACUCUUGGCGAGCUGUGGGGUCCGGGUCCUCUCGUGGAGGAAUUGAUGGCGUUUCCCUAUACAGUUCUUAAGAUAGCAUCGCGAAGUUGCUGGUGAUAAACAGGAAAUCUUAGCUAGAUUGCCGAGUAGAUGAUUCACGUCGUCAGUGAUACUGCUAAACUUCUUGCGUAACUGCCAGGUUUUCGUCCUCGAUAGGGGGAUGAUAAAAAGAAGCUCUAUUGGUAGAAGUAACAUAUUUACCACUUCUGGUUUCAAGAAGAGGACACGGGAGUAGAUGUUGGAUUGACUUUUGACUACACAGCUGAGCGGACUCUAACCUUCAGUGUCUUUCCCAAGCACGUGAUGCUGGCAACUUGUGCUUUCUGAUCUCAGAACUCCUCAGCA
This is a messenger RNA of Amoebophrya sp. A25, 3156 nucleotides long. The record is from the annotation of a GenBank genome assembly. Lineage: Eukaryota; Dinophyceae; Syndiniales; Amoebophryaceae.